Papaver somniferum (opium poppy) is the source of this 594-nucleotide messenger RNA. RefSeq lists its product as uncharacterized. Gene Ontology annotation, molecular function: RNA-DNA hybrid ribonuclease activity; nucleic acid binding. NCBI's taxonomy places the organism in Eukaryota, Viridiplantae, Streptophyta, Magnoliopsida, Ranunculales, Papaveraceae. The coding region runs from base 1 to 594 and encodes 197 amino acids. The record is from RefSeq and is a predicted model, not a curated record. The transcript has a single exon.
AUGAAAGAAUUAUGUUUCCUUAGAAACAGAGCAGUUUUUGAUGAUAUACAACCAAAUGCUGAAGACUUGAAGAAGAGGAUAAUGCAGUGUACUAAGGAAUAUGAAGUUAGAAUGAAUGGUUGUAUGUGGAAUACAGUGGAGGAUUUACAAAUUCUGAAAGCCUUUGAAAUGAAAUGCAAGAGAGUGAAGCAUAUCAAGAUACAAGAACGUUUCUUUUCUUUUCCCACUGGAGAUCAAAUUUUAUUAUGUUGUGAUGGAGCUGCAAGAAACAAUCCUGGAGAGGCAGGAUAUGGGUUUGUAGGAAGAGAUUCAACUGGCAUUUUUCUAAUUGUUGUUGCAGGUGGAAUGGGUAUUGCAACAAACUUCAUGGCAGAGGUUUUUGCAGUCAUAAAUGCAUGUGAAUGGGCUAUUAGCAAAGGUUUCUUAAAGAUAUGCAUUAGAACUGAUUCCAAGUCAGUUAUAAACUCCUUUUCAGCCAGAAAAGUAUCUUGGUAUGUGCAGACAAGGUGGAAUAAAAUUGUUGAGGUACUUAUUAUCUGCCAAUUCAUUCAUAGUUACAGAGAUAUUAAUUUGUCUGUUGAUGGUCUUGCAUAG